AUGUCUAGUCGACAACCCUUGAUUGACUUUGACCCUCUGCUUCAAGGACACAAUGCAAGGCCAUCUUUAGUACCAACUCAGUCGCUGAGUUCCAAGAUCUACAAAGCGGUGAUAUCGCCGUUCCAAAAGCUUCAGUCGCUCUUCCCAAGAGUAUCUGGAACAUUCGAUGUAAACUUCACAACACAAGAUGGACGCCGAAUACUGCAUCUAAAAGCUGAGAUUGGUGAAACAAGCAAAGAGUUUGAUACGACAAACUGCGCUACUACAACAUUCCACAAGUUCAAUAAGCUUCCCGUUGAGCUGCGAACAAUGACUUGGAUUGUCUUUACGAGAGCCAAGAAUCUUACGACUGGCCCCAACAAUGUAGCAGUGGACUGGCCCGGUGGAGAUGAAACGGAUAUAGAAGAGGUAAUGGACGAUAUUAGGCGCAUGUUUCCGGGUUGCAGGAAGGUUUUGUUUGUCAUGAGGCACCAUCCUCUGCCUGAUACAGAUGCCCGGUUUACCAAAGUCAAGGACGAUGAUGACAUGAACAUUGAAUACGAUGAAGACUGGUUUCACUGGGGACACAUCCGACCACAACUUCGUGAUUCAUGGCCAACUUAUAGCAGCAGUGGUCCGCCAGAAUUGGAGGCAGUGGAGGUUGUGCCUGUUCGCGAUGAAACCAACCACCCUUGA
Fusarium redolens is the source of this 675-nucleotide messenger RNA. RefSeq lists its product as uncharacterized. The record is from RefSeq and is a predicted model, not a curated record. The transcript has 3 exons. The coding region runs from base 1 to 675 and encodes 224 amino acids. Lineage: Eukaryota; Fungi; Ascomycota; Sordariomycetes; Hypocreales; Nectriaceae.